Molecule: messenger RNA, 2488 nt
Organism: Brassicogethes aeneus
Lineage: Eukaryota; Metazoa; Arthropoda; Insecta; Coleoptera; Nitidulidae
Source: the annotation of a GenBank genome assembly
UGAUUUGGACCUUGAGCAGCUCAAGUUGAGCUGUCAUAAUAAUGACCAGUAAAAACAGGCUAUAGACUAUAGUUAUCUAUUUUGGCAGCUAACCUAAAAUAAAAUCAACAUUUGAAACAUUUAUAAUUAAAAUCAAUUACAAUUACAAUUCCAAGAUAAAAAAUUAGAUAAUUAGUUUUAAGAGUUGAACAAUUAAAUGUUGGACUGUUGUUCUCAGUAUGUAUGUUACGUACGAUAGUGUAAUAGUGUUUAUUAGUUUAUAAAAACUAUAAAAUGAGUUCAGUUAAGGAGUAUCACAAUUUUUUACAAGAUAGAAAGGAUGAAUUUAGCAAUGUUUUGUUUAUGUCGAAAGCGGUGAGAGCUAAGAAGUCUUUUUACCAAAAAAAGUCUUUAUCUCCUGCUGACCACAAAGUGGAGGUUUUAAAGAGCAAAAAAAUACAAGAGUUAAUCAAAACUGUAUCAAAGCAAGAAAAUAUAGCAAAGGAAAAACUGCUAGAACAAGUUCAAGAGAUUUUAAACGAAAUAGGAUAUAAUAAGAACUGGAAAGUUAUCCGAUCUCUGGGUUUAUUGUUGACUAAAAUAUGUUUGAAAACUUGCUCGGGAUUGUAUUUAAAUGUCGCUGGAGUUAAACUGCUUAGAAGUAAAAUGGGCAAUUGCCCAGUAAUAUUUGUGCCUACACAUAGAAGUUAUGCUGACUUUAUACAACUCUCAUAUGUGUGUUUUACAUAUGAUUUAGCUAUUCCUGCUAUAGCUGCUGGCAUGGAUUUUUACCAGAUGUGGGGUAUGGGAACUCUCCUUAGAGAUACAGGAGCAUUUUUCAUGCGUCGUUCCUAUAACAACGAUAGUUUAUACUGGACAACUUUCAAACAAUACAUUUACCAAUUAGUCACCAAUGGAGAAUUGCCUCUGGAAUUUUUUAUUGAAGGAACUAGAAGUAGAAGUGGCAAAUCGUUGGCACCAAAAUAUGGUCUUCUAUCAAUGAUUUUAAAAGCGUUCUUCUUGUCUCAAGUCCCUGAUAUAAUGUUUGUUCCCAUUAGUAUUUGUUAUGAUAGAGUUUUGGAGGAAAAUUUGUUCACCUUUGAACAUUUAGGAGUGCCAAAACCCAAGGAAUCCACAUCAGGAUUUCUAAAAUCAAUGAAAAUCCUUAAGGAAAAAUUUGGUGAUACUUAUGUCCACUUUGCGCCGCCACUGUCUGCAAAAGAAAUAUUCGCCGACAAAAUGGACAGGUCCGCGCACAAUUUGGCACCACUGCAUCAACAAGAACUAACCAAUCAAGAAAAAAGCUUGUUGCCCAUUAUGGGACACUCCAUACUAAAAAGCCAGCAAAAACAUUCUGUCAUCACUGUUUUUAAUUUGAUUGCGAUGAUUUUGAAUGAUAAUUUGAGCAGGGAGAAUACCGCUCUUACUUUAGGGGAAUUACAUGAAAGACUGAUAUUUUUAAAGAAUUCUCUUGAAGUAAUGGGUGCAUACAUCCCUUACAAAAACCAAGAAGACGUCUUGAAAGCCCUGAGUGUUCACUCCAACUUAGUUCAAGUAGUAAAAGAUAAAGUCAAUAUUAUUUUUAAUAGUGUGGUUUUGGGGGAUAUCAAAACCUCGCACUUGAAAGGUCACGCUUUGACAGAUAAAACCAUGUCGCGUUCUGUACCGCUUGUUAUGCUGCAAAUUUACGCGAAUCCUGCUAUACAUUUGUACAUUGAUUUGUGUUUUGUUGUCACUAUUUUAAGGGUGAAUCCAGAAUUAACAAAAGAUGUAUUAUUUAGACGUUUUUCUUUCCUAAAAAAAAUAUUUUCAUUGGAGUUUGUUUCCUAUGAACCUUGGAUAAAUGAGGAAUUCGUAAAUGCGUUGGAAUUAGGAACAAAAUUAAAGAGUAUUACCAGAACAAAUGGUUUAUAUUCCAUAGGAAAUAAUAAUUUACUAAAUAACAUAUUAUGGAGUAAUAUAGAAGCAUAUUUUUUGUCUUAUUACAGCAUUUUAACUAUAUUGAAAGAUUUUUCUAAUUUAUUAGAUGAAAAGUCAAUUUAUGUAAAAGCUCAACAAGCCUUAGAAAUCCAAAUAAAUAAUAUGAAUACAACUUUCAUACAUCCAUAUAGUUUGAGUUUGGACUCUCUUAACAAUUGUUUAAAUUCCUUAUCCCUCCAAAAAAUCAUUAUCAAAACAAGAAGAGAUAACAAAAUCUAUUAUGAUGCCAAUACCAUUGUCAUACAGGAAAUUAGUCAACAAUUUGAUUUAUACAUUACCAAACUUCAACUAGUCAUUGAGUGUCAUCAAAUAUUAAAUAAGCUUUAAAUAUUAUUUAUGAAAAUAUUCGCUAAAAGUUACACAAUUUUUUGUUUUAAUGUUUAGUCUCAUGCGCCAAAAUGUAUUAAUUUUAUUAUAGCACAAUUUAAAAAAAUAAAGAUAUCUUUUUGGGAUUUUUUUAAUUGUUAAUUCUUACUUAUACGUAUUAUUUUUGAAAGUUAGUAUUUAGAAUUUUUUAUUAUCAAAAAAU